Daldinia caldariorum is the source of this 2239-nucleotide messenger RNA. RefSeq names its product tRNA synthetases class II core domain (F)-domain-containing protein. The coding region runs from base 111 to 1661 and encodes 516 amino acids. Gene Ontology annotation, biological process: phenylalanyl-tRNA aminoacylation. Gene Ontology annotation, molecular function: phenylalanine-tRNA ligase activity; tRNA binding; ATP binding. NCBI's taxonomy places the organism in Eukaryota, Fungi, Ascomycota, Sordariomycetes, Xylariales, Hypoxylaceae. The transcript has 11 exons. Gene Ontology annotation, cellular component: cytosol; cytoplasm; phenylalanine-tRNA ligase complex. The record is from RefSeq and is a predicted model, not a curated record.
AACAAUUCAAUUUGCAGCAAUCAGAUGUGACUCAGGCUCACACAAGCUUCAUACAUAGUAUAGCAUAGGGGGGGAGGUUCCUCAAAAUCUCAGAUUUCUUUCCAUCAAGCAUGGCAUCUUCAACAACAAGUCCCCCGUCGGGGGAUCUUGCCUCGCGCAUUCUUCAGUCCCUCAACAAAGCCUCGCCGCUUCUCUCGUCCGAGGCCUUUCCAGACGCGAGCUUCGUUGAGGUUAAAGCUGCCCUAGAUCGGUUAGCCUCUCGUGAUAUGGUCACCUAUGACACAAUAGAACGAGAGGAAGCUAUAUUGGAACCGGAAGGUGAGCAGAUUGCUGCCAAUGGUAGCCACGAGGCCCGCGUAUUCGAGGCCCUACGCUCUGCCAUCGACGGCUUAACAGUGCAGGAUUUGGAGAAGGCCAUCGGCGACAAGAAUGUUGUUAAGAUUGGUCAGGGCAAGGCGUUCAAAGAGAAAUGGAUAUCCAAGACAAAGGAUGGCAAAUUCAAAGCUGCCCAAGACUCCAUAAAAGAUGUUACUAAAGAGCAAAUGUUGACCAUCAAGGAAACACGGACAUACCCCGACGCUAAACUACUUGCCGACUUGAAAAAGCGAAAACUUAUCAAGAUGCAAAAGAUCAUCAGCUUCAAAAUCCACAAAAGUGCCAAGUUUGCCCUGAAGAUCCCCGAAGAGGCAACAGACUUAACCGCCGACAUGAUAGCCACGGGCUCAUGGAAGACGGCCACAUUCAAGCCGUAUAACUUCAAGGCUGCAGGAGCAGAUCAGCACUCGGGCGCCUUUCAUCCGCUCAACAAAGUUCGUGCCGAGUUCAGGCAGAUUUUCUUCGAGAUGGGAUUCGAGGAGAUGCCUACCGAUAAGUUUGUCGAGUCUGGCUUCUGGAACUUUGACGCCCUUUACGUACCACAGCAACACCCAGCGCGUGACUUGCAAGACACCUUUUAUAUUUCCGAUCCCGCCGCAGCAGAUAGGCCUCGGGAAACAUCGCCCGAUGACAAGAAAGACUACAAUGCUUACUGGGAGAACGUGAAGGCGGUCCAUCAAGACGGAAAAUACGGUUCAAUCGGCUACCGAUACCCUUGGUCAGGGGACGAGUCGCUACGAUUGGUACUACGUACUCACACAACAGCCAUCAGUGCAAAUAUGCUUUAUAAACUAGCAGCCAGAAAGGGCCCCGACGGCCGCCCACCACCGGCACGCUACUUCUCUAUCGACAGAGUUUUCCGAAACGAGAGCGUUGAUGCAACACAUCUGGCAGAGUUCCAUCAAGUUGAGGGCGUCAUCGCUGACGCGAACUUAACUCUGGGUGGCCUCAUGGAGUUUAUGGACAUCUUCUUCGGCAAGAUGGGUCUCACCGAUCUCAAAUAUAAACCCGCCUACAACCCAUAUACCGAGCCUAGCAUGGAAAUUUUCUCCUACCACAAGGGUCUCGGCAAGCUUAUCGAAAUAGGAAACAGCGGAAUGUUCCGCCCUGAAAUGCUAGAGGCCAUGGGAUUCCCCCCUGAUACACGCGUGUACGGGUGGGGUCUCUCCUUAGAACGACCUACAAUGAUCAAAUAUGGAAUCUCAAAUAUCCGCGAGCUACUUGGUCACAAAGUAGACCUGAGGUUUGUACAGAGCAGUCCCGCUGUACGCUUAGACAAGGAUUAGAAGAAAAUUUGUCUUUUUAAUAUCAAACGAAAGGGAUUUUACUAGAAGCACAGCCAGUAACAUCAACUGGUGCUCUGGAAAACUCUCAUAAUAUGCGCUGCGUACUCCUCCCAACAAUAGGACAAGACGUACCCUCAAAAGGUAGCCCGAAUAGCCCAGGGUUUUGAUGUACAUAAAAGAGACAUGUUUGACCUAAAUCUGCCUACCAUUCAUGUUACUUACAUUAGGAAUUCGUUCCAACCUUGUCUAAAUCCCACCAAAUCCUAGGAGGCAGACCUCAAAGUCAUUUGUCUCUUGCAGUAUCAUCACGGACAAAGCUUAUAAUAAUCCAAGCGAACGCUUCAAUAACCUCACGAAUAAGUAGAUCUGUUGUUGGACAUCCUAAUGUCAUGGCUUUCGUCGGAGAAUGUAAAAUCGACUUGGCAUAUUAUUCGAUCAAAAUAAAAGUAGUUAAUAUGUUGGGAAGUGCAAUAUAACGAGUAGAUAAUCUAGUUCAAGGUCACCAUGGGUAAAUAUCUAGCUAGCGCUGCUGUUUAAACGAACCUGUGCCGGAGUCCGUAGACAGAAAAUGAUUACAU